UUUCUGCAGCCAAAACCAGAAAACGCAGUGACCGUUGCCGUCUCUUCUCGAGUCUUGUUUCGGACCGAGCGGGAGCAGAAGGUGUUUGAGCAGGACGGCGUAGAGGAGUAUCUGAGGUUCCAAAUCGCACAUGAGAACGAGCCCUUCACCCCUGGACCUGCUUUCCCCUUCGUCAAGGCUCUGGAGGCGGUGAACUGUCGUCUUCGGGAGCUGUACCCACAAAGUGAAGAACUGUUCGAUAUUGUUUUGGUGACGUACAACCAUGCCCACGUUGGAAUCCGGCUCAUCAACACCAUCAACCAUCACAACUUGUUUAUCGAGAGGUUUUGUAUGACGGGGGGAAGUAGUCCCAUCGGCUACCUGAAGGCCUGGCAAACCAACCUCUACCUGUCUGCAGAUGCCGACAAGGUCAGGGAGGCGCUGUCUGAAGGCAUCGCAGCAGCCACCAUGUUCACGUCGGAGAAGGUCACAGAGGUGUCAGAGUCCCAGCUCAGGGUGGCAUUCGAUGGUGACGCCGUCCUCUUUUCCGAUGAGUCCGAACGCAUCUUCAAGGCUCACGGGCUGGACAAGUUCUUCGAGCAUGAGAGGGACAACGAGGACACGCUGCUGGAUCAUGGUCCCCUUAAAGGCUUCCUGGAAGCACUUGGGAAGCUCCAGAAAAAGUUUUACGCUAAAGGCCAGCGCCUGGACUGUCCCAUCCGAACGUACUUGGUCACAGCACGUAGCGCCGCCAGUUCUGGGAUCCGGGCGCUAAAGACCCUCAGGGCCUGGGGGUUGGAGAUCGACGAGGCCUUGUUCCUGGCAGGAGCACCGAAGGGCCCCAUGCUGGAGAAGAUCAGGCCUCACAUCUACUUUGACGAUCAGAUGUUUCACGUGGAGGGAGCUGCUGAGAUGGGCACGGUCGCUGCACAUGUUCCCUACGGCAUUGCACAGAAACAUAACGCCAAACAGAACAUCAGUGUGAGGAAAUAGACGGCAGGGCUUCACCGUCAUCCAAUCAGAAAAACAGAACAAGAGAAUGAAGAAAUGUCUUAUUGAAGGAUGAAAGUGAAGAUGAGGAUUUCCAGAGAGUUUGGAAAGAUUCACUUGUUUGUGGAAAUGCAUCAUUUCCAUAAAGUAGCCAUUGUAUUGUAAAUUUGGUUAAUCAAAAUGUAAACUGUCUCAGCUAAAUGCUAUCACAUUAGGAGUUAAAUACAGGUUGUAUGCUUUAAAUAAUAUCAGUCAUUUAAUAGACCAUUAUCAGUUGUAAUUGAUUUGAAGUGGUAUGGCCCAACUCUACCUGUUAGUUGGCUCUGUAGGCUGUUAUAAUAUACUGGUAAGCUGGAUCACUGCAGGUAGAUUUUAACUGUUGGACGGAGACCUCUAGUGGCCAUAAUCAUUUUGACUGAAGCAAGAAAGGAAGUCAAAUAUUAAGUAGGAUAAGCAAAAACGUAUGUGUCACUUACGUCGCAUACGUAACUUAUGCAAACACAAGUAAUACAAAUAACUAAUUUAAAGAAAACAUAAACAUUUCCUUAACCUAACAAGGAGGUUUGUUUCAAUUCUCAACUUUAACAACACGUUUAAAACUGCAAAUGUAUCACGUUCAGACAAGAUGGUGCAGUUUGCCCUGCCUGAAUGUUAUAACAGUAGUGAUAAUAACUGAUAACAGCUAUUUAAUAGGCUGAUAGUAUUUAAAUAUGUUGACAGGUCAAGUAGAGGUCUUGAUCCAGAGUUGCUUAGCGUUCCUAAGCUUUACAUUUCAAGCCUCAAUCUACCCAAAAUUGAAGUGUUUUGUCAAAUCUUGCUUUAUGGUACAUUUGAAGGUGCUUUCAAAUGCUAUGUUGACCUGCUAUUUUCUGUCAUAUUCUUUAUAAAGAAGGUUCCUCAGUGAAUACAGAAGGAAUGGUUUCAUAUUUACAUAACAUUUAGAUUACAGUGUAUGUUGGCAAUACAUGAACCAAAAGCACAGAUAUUACAUUACAUUGCAUUUUAGAUAUUUUAAUGUACAGAUGAUAGUGAUGUACUGUAGCACAAGAGUCAUAAUAUAAAGUUACUGGGUUUUUCUUCACAAGAAUGUACAAUUGUCUGUUUGUAUAUUACGGAAGGAAUCAAUAUUAUCUAUGUCGUGUUAGUCCAAAAUAUAGAAAGCCAUACGUUUCAGUUGAUGCCUUAGUUUCAAGGAACACACUAUUUUCAGUGGUAAGCUAAUACUUUUUCGAGAAAAUUCUCAACAACUGUUACAUGGUUUGCAAUAACAUGGAAGUACAAGCAUUGAGGAUCCGAAUACAAUGAAAUCUAACGGAUUUAGUGGUGAUUCCCUACAUUUUCAUGCUUUUUAAUUGGUCACAAAAGUGUCAGUUCAUGCUAAAACACCUUUAAGCUAAUGGCUAAUUCCCCAUAGCAUCCCUCAGUUGUACAUAAUACCAUCAGCAUGCUAACGUUUCUCUUCUAAGCAUGUUAAAAGUAUUUAAUUACAGAAGACAUUGUAGUAUUGUAUUACACAGUCUAUACAUUUAGACAGCCAUACGUUUCAGAGGGUGCCUUCAAACUGACACACCAGCCUCUGAAUUCCCUUUAACUGCAGUUGUGCACUAUUCGCAUGCUACAGUUGACUAUGCUAGCAUGCUAAUGUUAAUGGUUUUGAAGCUGAUCUUAGCCUAGUAACACUUGAGGAUGACUAAGCCCAUUGUACACGGAUUAAGGUUGACUGAAAUAUGACAGUUCUGGUAUUAAAUAUUAAAUUAAAUAUACCUAAUAUCUCUGCUUGAUAUGUAGUAUUCAGGCUUUGCUCACUGAGGGGCAGGGCAAAUGUUGCUUUACAUAUUUCUCCACUAGAGGUCAAAAGAAGAGUAAGAAAGAGUUAAAUUUGUCCUUUAAUUUAGUGUAUAAGGAUAACAGGAUGUGUAGAGGAAGAUAGAUCUGUGUUUACUCACCAUCUGAAGUAUCACCAAUAACAUGUUUCAAAAGCAGCCAUCUUGAUUUGACUGCCCUCUCCUGUACAGGCUUUGCCACUGCUAAGGUGGCAUUGAUUGAUGUUGUUAAAUUCAACUUGUUUAACUUAUCUGACGAUCAAUAACCAACUUGUAAUCAUAAGCUUGUUUUAUUUACAGCUUUAAUUUUAAUUCUUGAUUGACAAACAAUAAUGUGUCUUUUAUUGACAAAAUGGCAGCAGUGACCUUUUGGAAAUGUCAAUCCACUUCAGUGCUGGCAAUUCCUGAAAAAAAUAAUUGUAUAUAUUUAGAAAUGAUUAGCUACACAUCUUGAGCUUUAUGAGUAACUCAAAGCUUGGGAAAGUUACAAGCAACACAACACUUUUAUUCCACAAGCAGAUCGUGUAAAUCAUGUGUCUUUUGGCAGAUGAAGAAUGGCUGGGUUUUGAAGGUUGAAGAUUCAGAAAGAUCAGUGAGACAGUUUAGACUUUACUGUGACUCUAAGGUGUAUAGAUAAAUGCAGAUUAAGACAUGUUUGAACUUUCAACAACAUGCAGCUUUGUUGACAUUUGUGAAAAAACGUCAUUGCAAUAAGAAAAUGUAUGAACACUAAUAAAGAUGUCAGUUCAAGUUA
Messenger RNA from Notothenia coriiceps (black rockcod), 3546 nucleotides. RefSeq names its product cytosolic 5'-nucleotidase 1A-like. Gene Ontology annotation, biological process: adenosine metabolic process; nucleotide metabolic process. The annotation marks the transcript as partial. Gene Ontology annotation, cellular component: cytosol; cytoplasm. The transcript has 5 exons. Gene Ontology annotation, molecular function: nucleotide binding; magnesium ion binding; 5'-nucleotidase activity. NCBI's taxonomy places the organism in Eukaryota, Metazoa, Chordata, Actinopteri, Perciformes, Nototheniidae. The record is from RefSeq and is a predicted model, not a curated record.